Babjeviella inositovora NRRL Y-12698 is the source of this 1511-nucleotide messenger RNA. Its product is annotated as CorA family magnesium transporter. Gene Ontology annotation, molecular function: magnesium ion transmembrane transporter activity. The coding region runs from base 41 to 1174 and encodes 377 amino acids. Gene Ontology annotation, biological process: mitochondrial magnesium ion transmembrane transport. The transcript has a single exon. Gene Ontology annotation, cellular component: mitochondrial inner membrane. The record is from RefSeq and is a predicted model, not a curated record. NCBI's taxonomy places the organism in Eukaryota, Fungi, Ascomycota, Pichiomycetes, Serinales.
AUCAGUUUCAUUCAUUUAUCUCUCUUGUUAUUUCGCAUUAAUGCGGUUUUUAACUUCGAGCCUAUUUAGCCACAGACUAUUGCCGCUUCAGCUUAGCCCCAUACACACGGCGCGAUCCCUCCGGUGGUACAACUCCGAUUCCUCGUUCAGCUCGCUACUCUUGGAGAAAAACCUCACCAACCGCUCCAAUACCAUUUCUGAUGUGUUCCGAUGCACAGUAUUUGCGGAAGACGGCUCGCUCACAUAUCACUCUAAAGACAUGAAAAAGUCGGAGCUCUUCACAAGGCACGGCUUGCUCCCCAGAGACUUGCGUAAUCUCGACAAGGAUGCCCGGGAUAUCGUGCCGCUGAUUCUUAUCCGGCCCAACUCGAUUCUAAUCACGCUUCUUAACAUCCGUGCGUUGAUCAAGUCUGACGAAGUCAUCUUGUUCAACGUCUACGGCACCACCGAUACCCACUCGCUGAACUUGUUCAUGAUGGACUUGGAGAGCAAGUUGAAGACGACGACGCAGGCGGCGGGGAUUCCGUACGAGAUCCGCGCGCUCGAGGCGAUUUUCAUCAACGCGGUAUCCAAUCUCGCAACGGAGAUCAAGGUCCACUCCACGUUGAUCAAGAACAUCUUGGGAGAUCUCGAGGAGGACAUUGACAAGACAAAGUUGCGGUAUUUGUUGAUCGAAUCAAAGAAGCUCACCGCUUUUUACCAAAAAGCCACCUUGAUCAGGGAUAUUAUUGAUGAGAUUCUAGAGCAGGAUGACGAAUUGAACGGAUUGUACCUCACCGCCAGGUCCCAGGGCACACCGCGAUGCGGAACCGAUCAUGCAGAAGUGGAAAUGCUCUUGGAGUCGUACUACAAGCACGUGGACGAGAUUGUCAGAGCCACUGAAACGAGCGUUGCUGAUGUAAAAACCACCGAAGAGAUCAUCAACAUCAUUCUCGACUCGAACCGCAAUCAGUUGAUGCUUUUGAGUCUUCGCUUCAGUAUCGGUUUGCUCAGUCUCGGAAUCGGUGUCUAUAUUUCCGCGUUGUACGGAAUGAACUUGGAGAACUUUAUCGAAGAGACUGACUACGGCAUGGGGGUGGUAGUGGUGGGGUCGUUUGUGUGCGUUGGUGGGUUAUUUGGGUUCAGUUUGUUCCGGUUAAAUAAGUUGCAGAGAGUGACGAUGAUGGGGAACUAAGAAAACCUGGGAGCACGUUCAUUCAAGUUUGUUCAACUUAAAGACCUUGUGCGGGGAACGCUUAUCCCGCCUCGAUUCUGCUUGUGGAGUAUGUUUUGUCCAAGCGCGUAGCUUGAAUUGUUGAGCAGGUUUAUCCAGUCCCUUGCUUUGCUUGCGGAGCAGGUUUCCCAAGAUUAACGGCAUUGGGAUCUCGGUGCAUCCACUAUUCAGCUCAGAAGUUGCCAUUAUGGCCCAGACGUCCAUCCUGAGAGCCACAGCGCGGCUAACAUUAGUUCUUGUAACCACCCUUGGAAUACCUAGAAAUACUAGUUUAGCCUUAAAUAAACGAUUGAAGUGA